AUUUAUUAGGAAGAUUCAUAUACCCAAAAAAAGAAACGCGUCAGCUGCACCAAACACGGGUCGAUCAUCGUUUAUAUUUUCCUUUUCUUCUUCUUCUUCCUCUGCUCUACAAAAAAGACGACUCAUCACGACUGUAACAGAAAACUCGCUGGAGAAGCCACCAUGUGCGCAGAUGACUGCCGUCCUCUCGGUUUCCUCUUAGGUCUCCCUUUCGCCUUCUUAUCUCUCCUUCUCUCCAUCGUCGGUGUCAUCAUCUGGAUCGUCGGAUUGUUGCUGUCGUGCAUAUGUCCGUGUUGCUUAUGCGUGACGAUACUGGUGGAGAUGGCGUUAGGGUUGAUCAAAGCCCCAAUUCAUGUUAUGGAGUGGUUCACUUCCACCAUACCUUGUUGAUCUUCUUCUUCUUCUUUCAUGUACAUGAAUAAUCAAUCUUGUUAUUGCAUUUUCUUUAUUGUAUUUGUUUUUGUUUGAGAAUAAGUAACAACAACAUGGUAUUGCAGCUAUAUUCAUGAUAGUUCAAUAUUUAUCUUAACGUCAUUGAGAAUC
Molecule: messenger RNA, 543 nt
Organism: Brassica rapa (field mustard)
Lineage: Eukaryota; Viridiplantae; Streptophyta; Magnoliopsida; Brassicales; Brassicaceae
Product: signaling peptide TAXIMIN 1
Source: RefSeq, a predicted model, not a curated record